AUGGUCGGCGCCUUCGAUCAAGUCAUGGAGCCGCUGUCAGCCGUGGAGCUCAAACUGCAAGCCUGCCCAGAAUGUAACUGCGAGAGCAUCACGCUGCUUGCACAGCGGCCACCACCUUUCGAGCCGUAUGCAUUUGCAAUGCGUAUCCCAAAGCCCAAUCAGCCGCUGCGCGAGAGAGCACUCGAAUUGCUUACAGCACGAGCCGUGACCAUUGCCGCGGCCAUCAUCGGCACCGCGCACGUCAGCCUCGUCUGUGAGUUUGAUGAGACGUUCCAGGCAUUUGGCGCCUUCUUUCACAGCAACCCAAAACUUGCGGCGCACCUGAAGCAAUACGGCCAGGAGUUCAAGGUGAGUCGCGCGCAACUGGACGACGUGCCAUCCGUAAUGCGCUCGCUGCCAUUCAUACCAGCAUCCGCGGCCCACAGCAAACACGACAACUCCACCGCAGCAGCAGCCGGCGCCAGCGGCAAUCUUGCCGACCGCGACGUCUAUAUCGGCGUGGACUAUGGCCGGUCUGACGUCAAGUGUGCGGCGGUCGACGUUGACGGCACGGAGCUGGCCACAUACGUCACGCGCUGGUGGCGCGCGCCGGGGCGUCUCGCGGAUGCGGAUGCGUGUGCUGCUGCGGUGCCGGUGCCGGUGGAGGAGGGAUCACGGGAGUAUGUGGAUCCGGCGAUGUUGACGACCAUCGAGGCGCCGCUGCGCUGCAUGGGCGGCGGCGGCGGCACUAUUCGAGUGUGCGGCCUCGGCCUCUCCGCGGCGGGAUGCGUGAUCGACGGCAAGCUCUGUGGGCUGCCGCCCGCGUUUGCCGGGUGCGAUCCGACCGCCGCCGCACCCACCCUUAGAGUGCUCGAGAAGGCGUUGUGGCGGUUUGUGGCGAGGCACGUCUCCGCGCGUGUUGAAGGGGCGCGCGUUGAUGGGGCGCCGACGGCGGCAGUGACGAUGGUCGCACCGGGUGAUGCAAAGACGUUUCUCGUGAAUGACGGCGACGCAUCCGCGCUCUGGGGCAGCAAGGGCCUUGCCAGCGCCGAGGGUGAGAAUGCCACGGCCAUUGGGCUCUAUUUGUCAUGUGGCACGGGCCUCGCUGGCGGGGUAGUCAACGCGAGGGGCGAGCGGUGCAGUGGGGGCGUCUUCGAGAUGGGUAAGCUGAUCGUCGGCCUGCCGAGACCCCCAUCUGUCCGAAGUGUCGAGGGUGCCAGUGCAGGCGUCGGCGCUGGUGCUGCUGCUGGGGCUACCGCCGCGACGACAGCCAUGGCCCUGCCCACACACGACACGCUCGGCGUGGCCGGGGCGGCGCAGGGCAUGGCGGGCACGCAGCGCUCCUUCUUCCAUCUGCUCGCGGCGCGCGGUGGCGCGCGGAUCGAGGGCAAGGCCGAGCAGCGCUCUGCGAUCGUGGCCAUGCAGUCGAGGCCGCUGGACGCCGCGGUGCGGACCAUGUUCGAGCAGCUGGGCACCUCGCUCGCGCAGUUCGUGACGGAGCUGGGCGCGUACCUGCCGUUCCAGCUGACGCACGUCGAGGUGGGGGGCAAGCUGACGGACGCGGCGAGCGGCGAGGUGAUGCUCACGCGGGCGGGGCGGUACCUCGCGCCGUAUGGCAUCAGCGUGCGCCGGGCCAACGAGUCGGAGUUUGGGCAGGCGCUUGCGAUGGCGGAGUGCGCGCGAGAUGCGCCCGUGGGUGGUGUGGAAUAA
Molecule: messenger RNA, 1689 nt
Organism: Emiliania huxleyi CCMP1516
Lineage: Eukaryota; Haptophyta; Isochrysidales; Noelaerhabdaceae
Exons: 2
Coding region: 1-1689 (562 amino acids)
Source: RefSeq, a predicted model, not a curated record